This is a messenger RNA of Tigriopus californicus, 995 nucleotides long. RefSeq names its product intraflagellar transport protein 20 homolog. Gene Ontology annotation, biological process: protein localization to cilium; centrosome localization; intraciliary transport. The record is from RefSeq and is a predicted model, not a curated record. The transcript has 2 exons. The coding region runs from base 584 to 976 and encodes 130 amino acids. Lineage: Eukaryota; Metazoa; Arthropoda; Copepoda; Harpacticoida; Harpacticidae. Gene Ontology annotation, cellular component: centrosome; cilium; intraciliary transport particle B.
AACAUCACACAUGGCGUAACUUUAGCUUAAAUAUGAACUAGAACUUUGAAAUCAGGUUGAGGACAUUCACGAGUCACUGCCAUUCUUUGAGAGUCGAUGCUUGAGAUUUAUGAUUCAUCUCCAUCCAUCAGAAAUGUGUUAUUGAAAAGGUUGAACUCUUGUGUUGUUGAAGUUUGUUACGGUGUUAUUGAAAUCAAAGUUCGUGCCUUUCUGUGAAAUAUCCUAAGGAUAAACGAGGUUUGUUGCCUCGGCUGAGUGCUCCUCCGCCAAAAGUAGGUCAGGCAUGAACUCGUCAACGAUGGUUGCUAUUGAGAUAAAAGUCCCAUUCCAAUUGCAAUAAUCAUCACCAUCUGGCAGUGGACAAGUACUCAAGCGUGGAAUAACCAUUGUUUUGGACCGAGGAGGUCACGUGUCUUGAAAGCACAACAAGACUGGAUUCAUUCAUUAUUCAUUACUGGCCAAUCUGGUGAUCAAGGAAAGCCCUUCAGCGCCCAUAACUUCAUGCACACAGAAGGGCAAUCGAUUUUCAUUCUCAAACGGACCUAGCAGUGUAUUAAAGAAGUGAAAAGGAAAAACAAGUAACAUGGAGGAUCUCGAAACCAAGGGUCUGUUUAUUGAUGAUCUUCAAAAACUCCGGGUCUUGGAUCCGGAGCUCAUGGAGCAAACGGAGAGCUUAAAAGACGAAUGUGGAGGUUUUGUGGCUCAAAUUGGCCAUUUUCAGAAGAUGACCGAUGGUUUCAUCGCCAUUUCAGACGAGGUAUCCAAAGAGGUCGAGAAAGAAAAGUUGGCAUCACUGGGCGCUCGCAACCAGCUGAAGUCCAUAACAAAGGCCAGAGAGCAAGAACAGCAGCAGUUGCAUUCGUUGGUUAUGGAAAAGAAAUUGGAAUUGGAAAGGCUCAGGAUCCAAUAUGAAUCAUUGAUUAAGGUUCAGGCUGAACAAGAGGAAUUCAUUGACCAACUGAUCCUUCAGCAAUAAACGUGUUUUUUCUCAGUGA